Alternaria postmessia is the source of this 1860-nucleotide messenger RNA. RefSeq lists its product as uncharacterized. The coding region runs from base 1 to 1860 and encodes 619 amino acids. Lineage: Eukaryota; Fungi; Ascomycota; Dothideomycetes; Pleosporales; Pleosporaceae. Gene Ontology annotation, cellular component: membrane. Gene Ontology annotation, molecular function: transmembrane transporter activity. The record is from RefSeq and is a predicted model, not a curated record. The transcript is spliced from 3 exons.
AUGGUUGUUGCUUUGGUGGCAUUCGUCACACUGACCGACGGUCCACAGACUGCGCGCUGGAUGACGGAGGAAGAAAUGCGGAUGGUGAUUGACAGGAUCAAGUCUGAGCGUCUCAACCAGGAUGAGCUGCUCGACAAAAUCGACGCCUCAAAGCUCAAACGCGGCUUCUCCAAUCCUGUCACACUUGCGGUAUCGUUCAUCUUUCUGCUCGACAGUAUCACUGUCUUAGCUAUCUCAUUUUUCUUGCCGACCAUCGUUCGGACCAUCUAUCCAGGCCGGUCUGUCAUCCAGCAACAGCUCUUGACAGUGCCACCAUACAUUGUCGCGGUGGUUUGCACUAUCCUGAUCACAGCCGUAAGCUGGCGGAUGAACUCUCGUCAGACUUUGAUUGCGCUUGCGGGAUUAUUCGUGGCUGUUGGAUACACAAUCUUCCUCGCGACUAUGAAUGCGAGUGUGCGUUACGCGGCUGUUUUCCUUUGCGCAUCAACUUGUUUCUCGUUGGGCGCAAUGACGAACGCUCAAGUUAGCGCAAACGUGCUAUCCGACUCCGCACGAAGCAUUGCAAUUGGUACAAACGUCUUUUUCGGAUACGUUGGUGCUCUGAUCGCGACUUGGACGUAUCUGCCUGGCGAUUCUCCCCGUUAUGCAAUCGGCAACGGCAUCAACUUAGGUUGUGCAGUGACUUGGACUAUUCUUGCGAUAUGUACCAAAUUGUGGAUGACACAUGACAAUGAGAAGAGGGACAAAAAGGAAGCAGAAGCGCAGCUGGAGCUCACGUUGCCCUCAGAAAGCGAUGUGACUAAUCUCGAUCUCUACCGACUUACACAAGCUCAUGAAGUAGGCAUGGACAAUUUCCUCGAUACACAACUGCAUCCCGCAGACACUUGCAGCAUUUGCACCGACCACUUUAGCGCGACCCAUCAGCCUGUGGCACUUGCCUGCAAGCACAUAUUCGGCCAUGAAUGCAUCAAGACAUGGCUCAAGCGUGGUAGGGGAAACACGAACGCCUGUCCAACUUGCCGUUAUGUAGUGGUCCCCAAGCUGAAACGACGCAAAUCCUUCGACGUGGCCUCUAGCUGGCAAGCAUUAUGCGACCAACCGCCCGAGCGUCUGAAUGCGUUCAUGAUGAAGAUAUGGUCUGGCUUGCAAGUACUCUGGCAGCGGGAACCCACCGGCGCCUUCACAGUAACCUCCGUCCUUGACCAAGCCAUCAUCCCCGCCCUCAUCAACACCGCACUCGGUACCAAUGCGCCAGAUGACCGGAGACAAGAUUCUGUCCUAGAUUGCUACAAUCUCGUCGCUGCAUCCUGGGACUCAUUGGGCCGCCCCGAUAUAGCGACUGGUCUUGCCAUCCCGCUGGUUCGACUUGCGCGUUUGAUAGCCAGCGCAGGUGCUGUACUACCAAAAUGGCUGACUACAAAUCCGCGUGCAAACAGACUGAUUUGGCGUGCGAAUGCCUGCUUACCCAUUGGCGAAGAAGACAUAUCGUGGCGCUACAUCAUCGAAGCCUCUCGGCAAACCGAGUCGUCUUACUUUCCGUUGCUGCACCUCUAUACCGUGCUCAUUAGCCAGAGUAUCACACAUUAUCCGGCUCCAGUGCCGUACCCGACCAGACGCCAUGAGAUCAUGAACCUAGUGGUUGAGCGUUGUUGUGCGAAAAUUGGCGGUGGUGGAGCUGCGUGGAAAGGCAGGCCGGACGAUGAGCUCAAAGAUGUUUUGGUUGGAGUAUACGGCGAACUGCGAAGGUAUCAACUAGAAAAAGGCAAGAUUAGCCUUCGAGGUCGCGACGGGGAGGAUGCGGUCGUAAAGGGCAUAUGGGCUCUCGCUGGCUGGGGCAGCGGACGAGGUAACCCGCGUUGA